AUGGAAACCAGGAACAUUAAAAACUUUAUAAGAGAAAACAGAGAGAUAGUGCUUUUGAUAUGCGACUUUUACGAGACAAAGCACAUUCCUACCGAGAUGACCACCCUCAAGAAGAACCUGUCGUUGUUUCCUGUGGCAAACAUACCCAUGAUUGAGUAUGUGCUAUCGAGUCUCUGCGACCAGAAGUUCUUCAAUGUGGUUCUUGCGGGAAACAAUUGCGAGGAGGUGAUAGAGCAUGUCAAGGGGACCGAGCUUGACGAGAAGAUGAACAUCAUAUCGUUUGACUGCGACGGAAAGUCUCUGGGGGACCUUAUGCGGCACAUUGACGAGAACGGGCUGGAGUUUGACGACCUGCUGAUUAUAUAUGCAAACCACUACACAAACUACCCGUUCCGAAACGUUGUCAGCAGGCACAAGGAGGACAAGAGCUUUGUCAUGACUCUGUUUCUGCAUCCGAACGAGAGCAACAGCAAGGUGUCGCAUCUGUAUGGAUUUAGAAACAACGAGAUUAUUUUCUACAACAAAUGUGUUAACGAGAAGCAUGACAGCGAGAAGGUCAGAGAUGCAAUAGAAAGCGGCGGCACGGUUGAGUUUACGGCCAGCCUAUCAUCGCCGACGAUAGCAGUUGUGUCGUCGGCGAUCUUCCCGCUGUUUACAGAGAACUUUGACUUCAGAACUCUUGGGGACCUUGUUGGAGGGAUUCUUGGGUUCAAUGCAUACAACUUCAAGAUUAUGUGCUGUAGACAAAGCGAUAUAGACGUAUCUGGGGGUCUUGAGCACCUUAGCGUUGAGCGGAGGAACGGGUUUUAUAGCAAGGAGAUCAUCACACUGUACGACUACUUUAAGUUUAAUGAGGAUGUUAGAGAGGGAAAGGCUGUGGAUCUGCUUAGGUUCAAGUGCCGCAACUCCGGGGACCUCAGGAAUUUUGUGCAGGUGGAGAGCAACUUUUUUUUCGACAUUCCGGAAGUAGAGUUCCACGAGCCUAUAUCGAACACUGUCAUUGGAUGCGACCUGAGGUUCAAGAUGGACUACUUCAUCAAGAAUUCUGUUGUUGGACAUGGAUGCUUCAUUGGAGGAAACAUAGACAGAUGCAUUAUAUGGGACGAUGUUUCGGUGGAGGAGGACUUCAUUGAUCAUAUUGUCUUUUCUGAGGGCAGGGUUAUCCAUUACAAUCAUCUAGAGGAAGAGACGGAUGAAGACGAGGAGGAGGACAAGCCGAAGAGGGGAACAUCGUUCUUCGACGACGUUGUGUUGUAUUUGCUAUCUGUGGUUGGGCGAGAAGACUUGGACAAGGUGGAUAUGGAUGAUGUAGUAAAGCAAAUAACUCUUCUCAGGAUAGUGCGAAACGCCUCUGAUCUAGACCUUAUUGAGGCGUUUUCGAUGUUUCUGGUGGAAAUGAUAGACUUGAACGAUAUAGAUGGAUCGACAAUCAAAUCUUCGAUGUUUUUUUCUGUCCUCGACGGCCACAUGGAAGAGACUGAGAAGCAAGAGAUGCUCAUGGAUCUUAUCAUACAAGGGCUUGGAGAAUGUCCGCAGGCAGCCAAAAAAGAUGUGGUCUUCAAAUACGGCUAUUUAUUAGUUGAGGAUGGAAUUAUCUCCCGGUCUGUCUUCAAGAGAUAUAACUCGGUUUUGAAGACAUGGGCUUCCUCGGAUAGUGGGUGA
Messenger RNA from Encephalitozoon cuniculi GB-M1, 1662 nucleotides. RefSeq lists its product as uncharacterized. The record is from RefSeq and is marked provisional. Gene Ontology annotation, cellular component: eukaryotic translation initiation factor 2B complex. Lineage: Eukaryota; Fungi; Microsporidia; Unikaryonidae. Gene Ontology annotation, molecular function: guanyl-nucleotide exchange factor activity; translation initiation factor activity; translation initiation factor binding. The transcript has a single exon. Bases 1 to 1662 code for a protein of 553 amino acids.